UUCACGGGCGGCUGGGCGCGCAUUUCCUCGCCGGGACACACACACACACCCCAGAGCGCGCCUCCGCCUUCGCUGCAGACAUGAGACUCCAGCUGCUGCUUUGGAUCGUGGCUGUGCUCCUGGCGAGCCUCCUCCCAGCCUACGGACAGCGGCCAGCCAGCCUGGCCCUGCGCAGGAAGCUCCACCGGCACGGCUGCUCCCACCGGCGCUGCGUGCCGCUGCACUCCAGGGUGCCCUUCCCCUGAGCCCCGGCGCAGCGCGACAGGACUUUUCAGUGUUUUAAAGGAGCAACAGUUAAACUAAUAAGAGGAGUUUGUCAAAAGUCCAGAUCAACAACAGCUGACCCGAUAGCCACCACAGUCCCACCUUCAGCAGUCCUGUCUGCCACAUUCUACUGGACCUGGACUAAAGGCCUCUGUCUCACACCCAGUGGUGGUGGGGGCAAGAACUGUGGUGACAGGCUAUGUACAUGAACUUACCUGCAAAUUAUUUGGAUCUCACAAUGAGUAGUGAAAGUUAAAGAUCAAAUCAAACAUCAGGUAGAUUUUGAUCUGAGCUAGAUUUCCAGGGGCAGUAAGAAAGAAGGAUCUGUCCAAGGGCACUCUUGAUGCUGUAUAAUGUUCAGACCGAGUGAAAUUGAAAGUGCUGUUGACUACCCAGUUCAGGCUGUGUAUGAGGUAGUGUUUAGGAUGAAAUAGUAUCAGACUCCAGAAAGGAAUUAUGAAAGUCCCAUUUUUUGUUUAUACUUUUAUAUAUUAAUAAUAU
Molecule: messenger RNA, 765 nt
Organism: Ficedula albicollis (Collared flycatcher)
Lineage: Eukaryota; Metazoa; Chordata; Aves; Passeriformes; Muscicapidae
Gene: APELA
Product: apelin receptor early endogenous ligand
Exons: 3
Coding region: 81-245 (54 amino acids)
Biological process (GO): apelin receptor signaling pathway; heart development
Molecular function (GO): apelin receptor binding
Source: RefSeq, a predicted model, not a curated record